ACUCACGGGUCGGACGUGACGUAAGGAGGGUUCCGGCUUCGGCCUCCGCCGCUGCCUCCGGCACUACAGCUGCUGCUGCUGCCGUCGUCGCGUCUCGUUCUUCCUAAAAUGGCGCCGCUAGAUCUGGACAAGUAUGUGGAGAUAGCGCGGCAGUGCAAGUACCUUCCCGAGAACGACCUGAAGCGGCUGUGUGACUAUGUUUGUGAUCUACUCUUGGAAGAGUCGAAUGUUCAACCAGUGUCAACACCAGUAACAGUGUGUGGGGACAUACAUGGACAGUUCUAUGAUCUUUGUGAACUGUUCAGAACUGGAGGUCAGGUUCCUGACACAAACUACAUAUUUAUGGGUGAUUUUGUAGACAGAGGUUACUAUAGUUUGGAGACCUUCACUUACCUUCUUGCAUUAAAGGCUAAAUGGCCUGAUCGUAUUACACUUUUAAGAGGAAAUCAUGAGAGUAGACAGAUAACACAGGUGUAUGGAUUUUAUGAUGAGUGCCAAACCAAAUAUGGAAAUGCUAAUGCCUGGAGAUAUUGUACCAAAGUUUUUGACAUGCUCACAGUAGCAGCUUUAAUAGAUGAACAAAUUUUGUGUGUUCAUGGCGGCUUAUCUCCUGAUAUCAAAACACUGGAUCAAAUUCGAACCAUUGAACGAAAUCAGGAAAUUCCUCACAAAGGAGCAUUUUGUGACCUGGUGUGGUCAGAUCCUGAAGAUGUAGACACUUGGGCAAUCAGUCCCAGAGGAGCAGGUUGGCUUUUUGGAGCAAAAGUCACAAAUGAGUUUGUUCAUAUCAACAACUUAAAACUCAUCUGCAGAGCACAUCAGCUUGUGCAUGAAGGCUAUAAGUUUAUGUUUGAUGAGAAGCUGGUCACAGUGUGGUCUGCUCCUAACUACUGCUAUCGCUGUGGAAACAUCGCUUCCAUCAUGGUCUUCAAAGAUGUCAAUACAAGAGAACCAAAGUUAUUCCGGGCAGUUCCAGAUUCAGAGCGUGUUAUUCCUCCCAGAACCACGACGCCGUAUUUCCUCUGAGGCCAUUGCUGUCCUGCUGGCCCCUUUUUGCCCUCCUGUACCCCAACUUUCUUGUACCCUCUACAACAUACUUUUUAUCGAGCACUUUGCUGCUGAAAUGCUGCCUCUUGCCUUUUUUUUUUUUAACUUUAAAUUAUCUAAAUUUAUUGUUUGUUAUGAUGUCAAUAGCAGUGUUUUUCUAUCAGUUUCGUCUUUCAUUCCAUCCCCACCUUGGACUUGUUUGAGAAGACUUAAGAAAUGUCUUAAUACUCACAUUGCUGCAUGUAGCUCUUGCUUAUUUGCUGUUCUGGGGAAACAGGAAGCAUUUCCUCUUUUAAAAAGCCAGUUGACAAUUACAUGGAAAUCCUCCUCAUUUGUAUCAGCCAGCCUUCUGUUUUUGUUUGGUAGGGUUUAAGAAAUUUCAGCAGCAAAGUUGUCCAGUGGGCAGGAUGGACUGCAGAUGCCUGAGUCAUGUACCCUUGUCCCAGCUGUAAACUUCACUGUCCUUUGUUGGAUGAUGAUUUGAUGUUUUAAAAGGGUAUAAAAUAAAUUGGUCUAAAGGGCUGC
Molecule: messenger RNA, 1572 nt
Organism: Onychomys torridus (southern grasshopper mouse)
Lineage: Eukaryota; Metazoa; Chordata; Mammalia; Rodentia; Cricetidae
Gene: Ppp6c
Product: protein phosphatase 6 catalytic subunit
Exons: 7
Coding region: 109-1026 (305 amino acids)
Biological process (GO): G1/S transition of mitotic cell cycle; peptidyl-serine dephosphorylation
Cellular component (GO): cytoplasm
Molecular function (GO): protein serine/threonine phosphatase activity
Source: RefSeq, a predicted model, not a curated record